Messenger RNA from Ostertagia ostertagi, 1341 nucleotides. The record is from the annotation of a GenBank genome assembly. Lineage: Eukaryota; Metazoa; Nematoda; Chromadorea; Rhabditida; Trichostrongylidae.
AUGGAGCAUUCAGUGUCACUCCUUCAACGCCGGUUCCUUCUAGUUCCGUCACAUCCGCUUGUGCAACUUAUACAGUUUUCAACGUUCAUCACGGAAAUCGAAGCUACCCUCAACUGGCGUCCGCUGACAGCACUGUCAGAUACCAUCAACUCGCCGUCAGUUCUACGUCCAGUAGAUUUUCUACUACCACAGGUUCAGCUUCAGUUACCAUCUUCUAGUCCGUCGUCUUCGCAGUUGGAACUUUCGAACCAUCGUCUCGUCGAAUGGCAUCAAGAAACCGUCGCUGCAUUAGAUCGUUUUUGGACUAUUUGGUCAACAGACUAUCUUACAGCUAUUUCAGAACGACAUUCCAGGCGUAUUUCCCAAGGCAAGUCCACGCCACGUAUUCCUCAGAUUGGAGAAGUCGUCCUAAUAGGCGACAAGUCAACUCCUCGUGGUACUUGGCCUAUGGCAAUCAUUAUCCGGCUGUCGAAGGACCGCGCUCAUCAGAUCAGAAGCGCCACAGUACGUACCUCCAACGGCAACGAAUUACAGAGGUCGAUUCAAUCAGCUGUACCCUCUGGAGAUCGUUGCAUCCAGAACAACCUCAGAUACUUCGUUCUGUGCGCUCGUUCUACGAUGUCUAUUUCGCCUACGUCGACCAACGUCUCGUUAUCCACAUCCACCCAGACGACUACGUCGCGUCAGGCACCUACUUCUUUGGUUAUACAGUCAGUUUCCACUUCAAUUCCAUCUUCGGAAACUCAAAAUCCUCUGAAUCUUUCGGAAGAAGCUUUGUUGACAGUCUCCGCAAUUCGCGAUUUGAAAUCCAGUGUUUCAUUACCUCCAUUUUUCGCACCUAUUUAUUGUCCACUAGUUCAUCCGUUCUCGGACGACAAGUCCACUUCAUCUACUCCGCAUAGAUCAACUCGUCAUCCGACUACGUUAGAAUUCAUCUACAGAUAUUCAACAGGUCAUUACUCGGACGAGGACAUUUCUCGCCUCGAAGAUGAUCGCUCGCAGGAUAUCUCUAUUCCUCCGCAAGAUCGCUUACCGCUUCGCAUCGCACAAUCUCUUACACUCGCUGUCAACUUUGACACUACGUUUUCGCUUGAAUACUUGGCUAACCGCGAUUUGUGCUUCAUAGAUGCAUUUUUGCAUCAUCGGUUUUUCACUUCCAUCCGCGAAACCAGCGUCGAUGAAGCAAUCAUUCCACCAGAGUCAGACCUAGACUAUCCACCGGUUCGUAAUUUCUCGCUUGCUCUCAUCGUCCACAAUUUCAAAGCUUUACAUCACUCGUCGAGAUGCUCAAGCAGUUUUCUACGGACCUCGCUCAACACGCGGAUUGGUUCAAAUCUGUGA